Molecule: messenger RNA, 528 nt
Organism: Lactuca sativa (garden lettuce)
Lineage: Eukaryota; Viridiplantae; Streptophyta; Magnoliopsida; Asterales; Asteraceae
Source: RefSeq, a predicted model, not a curated record
CAUGAUCAGUUUGAUGCAAAUUUAUACUUUCCUGAUGUAUUAAAUUGUCUCAAAGUAUCCGGUCUACCAAAUCAUAAGUUAGUUUUAAAAAUUGGUAUUCCAGUAAUGUUACUAAGACAUAUUGAUAAGAAAAACGGGUUAUGUAAUGACACAAGACUACAGGUGAUAUCAUUGGGCAAACGUGUUAUCAAGACACAUAUAAUAACUGGAACUAAUAUUGGAAACCAAACUUUUAUUCCAAGAAUGUCUUUAAUUCCAUCAGAAAAAAAAAAUCCCUUCAAAUUCACAAGAAGACAGAUUCCUUUGGCCGUAUGUUUUGUGAUGACUAUUAAUAAAAGUCAAGGACAAUCAUUAUCAAAGGUUGGUUUGUUUCUCAAAGAUCCAGUUUUUUCACAUGGGCAAUUGUAUGUUGCCUUAUCUAGAGUUCAAAGCAGAGGGAAAUUAAAAUUAUUAAUUUUAGAUAAAGAUGGUAGACUCACAAAUAAAACUUCCAAUGUUGUUUAUAAGGAAGUUUUUCACAAUUUAUAA